AUAAAAGUAUCAACAAAUGCGGUUUGUUUUUCUAGAACGCUUAACAUUUAAAACUGCGGCUAGACGUGAUAUAAGACCAAAUGAUUCAAGAUGUUGUAAUAUUAAUAAGAUGCUAUAAUAUAGUUGUUCUUAUAUCUUCAUCCUAAUGGCUUCCUUUUUUUGCUCCACCAAUUUUUUGUUGCUACUUAUGCUCCUAACGGCAAUACCAUCAGCCAUCAUCAUAUCGCUCGAAUCAGCCACCCCGGCCACUAACUACUACCAGUUUCACAGCACAAGUUGGCUCAGAGAAUCCAGCAAAUGGGACGAAGUCAACCACCGCUUCAUCGUCUCCUUCACUGACACUGGUGGCCUCGGCGUUGUCCAUGUUCCCGACAACCACAACCCAAAAGUUGUCCUGGAAGAGGUUCCUGUCGUGAAUAAUACCGAUUUUGUUGGGAAUGGGACGUGUGGUGUUUUCAUUGACCGCCCAAGGAACCGAGUGUUGGCGGCCAUCGCUGAUGUGUCUGGCAACACUUACAGUGCGGUUGCAGCCUAUGAUCUGGAUUCGUGGGAACGCUUGUUUUAUACUCACCUCAGUUCCUCAGGUGAUGGAAAAAGUUGUGCAGAUGAUGUUACCGUCGAUGCAGAAGGGAAUGCAUACGUAACAGACGUCAAAGGUACUCAAAUUUGGAAAGUCGGGGUAGACGGUCAACUCUUAUCGAUCAUAAAGAGCCCAAUUUUCCAUGCUAAAGAAUGGUACAAUGACAUAUUGACCCUUAACGGGAUUGUCUACCAUCCAAACGGGUACUUGAUUGUCGCGCACACAAUGACUGGAACCCUUUUCAAGGUUGAAAUCAAUAAUGACAACAAAGUCAGUGUGAUUAAAGUUGACAGUAAGCUGACAUUUGCAGAUGGUUUGGAACUUUUGUCACCCACUAAACUUGUUGUGGCUGGAGUCACUGGUGUGAAACUAGUUGAGACCGGGGAUGAUUGGUUAACCGGUUCGGUUGUUGGAAGGUCACCUGUGCUAACACAUAGGUUUGCAACUGCAGCCAUGGUGAAGGAUGGGAAGGUGUAUAUUAAUCAUGCACUUGGUAUGGGUUACCCCAAGAAGAAACAUAUAUUUGUUGAAGCUGCAUUUUCUUAGAUUUUUUUUUUUUUUUUUUGUUACAAGUUUGGUUGUGUAUUGAUUUAAGUUGCAUAAUAAUCCAAGUUUGUGUUCUGAGGUGGACCUAAGUAAUAGAGAGGCAUGUCAUAUCAUGUGACACCGGUAAAAAGAAAUUCAUGUGUUAUAAAAUAUCAAUGUUUGUUUUUUA
This is a messenger RNA of Helianthus annuus (common sunflower), 1295 nucleotides long. RefSeq lists its product as uncharacterized. The transcript is spliced from 2 exons. Lineage: Eukaryota; Viridiplantae; Streptophyta; Magnoliopsida; Asterales; Asteraceae. Gene Ontology annotation, cellular component: endoplasmic reticulum. The record is from RefSeq and is a predicted model, not a curated record. The coding region runs from base 146 to 1126 and encodes 326 amino acids.